ACUAUUUGCACUCGCAAUCGUGGAUUAUUGUCGAUUGUGUCGUCGGUCGGUGCCAGUGGCAGCGCAGGUCGGACGUCAGUUUUCCGUUGGACGCUUGGCGUCGCCCGUCGUCGGUUUAUUUGUGCGGGAAAACGUGCGCCUCAAAAAACCGCCGUACGUGACCGUGACCAGCACGCGUUUUCCCAGGGUGGGUGGAUUUUGACGUGCGGAAUCGUCAAAGAUGAAAAAUGCAUCCAAUAUUGUUCGGAUACACCGUUGCCUUCCUGGUGCUGGCUGCGACGCCGUCGCCCGUCGUGGAGUACGAUAAGGGGCUGCGUUACGAGGAGUACGACGUCGAGCACGAAAUCUCCGCCAUGCAGGCCAGAAACGCCGUCAAACACACCGACUACAGUUCAGUGAACACCCCACCAGGUUGCCAGACUUGCACCGCAGAAGAGAAACGCUAUUGUUUAGGCAACGAUCUGAUCAACGAUCAUUGCUGUUGUGAUAAACGGUACCACGAGUUCUUUCCAUUUAUUCCGCACACAUGUUACCUGGGUUCGACUCUGUGCAACACGGUGGCCCUAAACUGCGGCGAAUACAACAGACUGCGGACCUGUUGUUGCGACAAAAUCACUCUGGAAAAAUGGAAACAAAAAUCGGGUGGUUCAACGUCCUGGCGUAACUCCUGGCGGAAAUUCACCCUCGCAGUUUGUCUGUACAUUAUUACUGCUGUACAUUAUUACAACAACACUUAAUGAACCAAAGCAAUAAGUUUUAGUUUUUAGUUUUAAUUGUUAUGACUAAGCACAGUAUUAUAAUUUUGUUAUGAAUAAAUUAUAUUUAUAUUGUU
This is a messenger RNA of Aethina tumida (small hive beetle), 832 nucleotides long. RefSeq lists its product as uncharacterized. The transcript is spliced from 5 exons. Lineage: Eukaryota; Metazoa; Arthropoda; Insecta; Coleoptera; Nitidulidae. The coding region runs from base 228 to 737 and encodes 169 amino acids. The record is from RefSeq and is a predicted model, not a curated record.